Messenger RNA from Paramacrobiotus metropolitanus, 3709 nucleotides. RefSeq names its product coiled-coil domain-containing protein 50-like. NCBI's taxonomy places the organism in Eukaryota, Metazoa, Tardigrada, Eutardigrada, Parachela, Macrobiotidae. The coding region runs from base 55 to 1491 and encodes 478 amino acids. The record is from RefSeq and is a predicted model, not a curated record. The transcript is spliced from 13 exons.
CUUCAUGAUUGUGAAAUGUCUGGGUUAUUGUGUGCUGCAUCACCGCGUAGAUGAAUGAGCCAUGCUAUCGAGCUAAAAAUCCACCACACCGGCCGUGGCAUUACUAAUGAGUUGUUUUUCAAGUGUGCAAAAAUCAUCUGCGAAGACCUCAAUUGGCAAGAACGGAGUAAACCCUUUAAUCCAGUUGGAAUUAGCAUGUCGAAAUCGGGCAUGGCGCAAAUAAAUUCUUUUGCGACGAAGAAUGAUCGGGAAAGCGAUGAAUCAACUCCGCAACCUGGACUUGUCAAAAACGUGUGUCGGCAAUGGGUUGUUCACGAAGAUGAAGGCCUGGCACACCGGUUGCAAGAAGAUGAGUUUCGCAACCACUUUGGACGCAACAAAGAACACCAUCGCACCAUCCAGACGGAUAUUAAAGUGGCCAAGAAAAGCCACAGCGAGGAAGUGGAUGAAAUCCAGCGCCAGCAACUUCUGCGUGCACGAAAACUAAAAGAAAUGGAAGACCAGGAUUAUGCGGUUGCUGAACGGUUGCAGAAAUUGCUCGUGGAGGAGCAAAAUGAACACACCCACAGGAGGCGACAUCAGGACCAGAUGCUGGCAUUUGAACUUCAGGAAGAAGAACGAUUAAAUAAGACCACACUUCCGGAACAGCGAAACCUGCACCAUCAUGUCCCAUGCUGUUCGCGCUUUGAUUUCGCUGAUAGGUCUGAAAAUCUCGGUGGUGUUGAAUCCGACUUUCUUGUGACCUCGUCGAAUGAAGUUGCUAAGUACAAAUUUGAAGCACCUGUUCGGCCACCUCGGAAGCAUGCCGGCAGCUCUCGCAGUGAACUGGAUCGACGGUUGCAGGAGCAGCAAGACGAAGCACUAGCUCGUGCUCUUCAGAAUCAGGAACAGCAGGAUAGUGCGUACGUUGACAUCGAUCAUCGUUUGGCACUGGAAUCUCAAGAUGCGGAGUAUGCAAAAAUCCUUGAAGAAAAGGAGCGAGAACGUUAUCGCCGAGCCAAAGAGAAGCAGAAAGCAAAGCAGGAAGCAAAUACGCUUCCUGUAACUUCGCCCGGUUUCGAUAACCCCGUGUCAGCUAAUGCUGCGUCGCGCUCAAUGUCGCUACCACUGGCUAACCAGAUCUACUCGGAAACAGCGACAAACUUAUCGAAAACUGCCAUUGUUUCCAGUCCAUCGGAAGCGGAUUCGCGUCGUUAUCGAAAUAAUCAGCAGAAUUCUCCCGCGAACAACAUGUCAUCGAUAGAGCCCACAUACGGCCGACUUCAUGGGAGAGAUAACUCAGAUUACAACGCUAUUCAAGUGCCUACACUGGAUGGUAUUUUCACAAGCAAUUCUGAAAGAAUCAGUCAGGAAGCUGUUUCAGCAUCAGCUUAUGAAGUUGCUAACGGACGAAGCAGACAACUAUCCCAAAACAAAUCGAAAAACAUUUCGAGGACGAUGCAGCAGAAUGUUCUCGAUGGAGGUGUCUCAAAGCAAUUCAAAGACAAAUAAUAAUUUUCUUCUUUUUUUAACUUGUGGCAGAUAACGGGGUUAAGUGAAAAUACUCCGAUUAGCUUGCUAAUUGCAAAAAAAGAUCUAGUUCAGCAAUGUUUUUGGUUGCGCUUUCCCGAUCUGGCUUGGAUAUUUUAAGGAAAAGCUUGCUGCUGUACACAAAAAAUGGGUGAUUUCGCAGGACAAACUACUCGCACUAAUUAGUCGGCUGCUUCCGAAGUUACACUGCUCUUGCUCGAUCAGACAAUGAGGCAGUUGUUCUUGUACGGACAUUCCUGUUUGGGUACUAAGUUACUAUUUCUUUCAACCGAUUUUGUAGUGGUAUGAGGCACUGUACUUGUACUCGUAGUAUGCCAUCGGCAGAAGCUCAAUGAACCGUAUUUUGUAAUUUUCAGGAAUAUCAGGAAUCGAAGCGCACACUGCCUUUCCUUCUUCCUGCGCUUCCUUGAAGGAGAACAAGUUGCAAAUGCACGACGGCCUAGCUUCGGCGGCUAGACUGUCCCGGUGUCGAAUCCUAUGCACAGUAUGCAGCCAUAUCGCUACAUUUUGGCGCUGCCGUGCUCUUGCUUGUGUAAUUCCCAGAUGACCGCAAGGUUCCGAAGUUAGUCAAGUAUCAGGUCCUUGCUUCCGGUGGCGGUGAACUUGGGCGACAUUCUUGGCUUGCCGUUCUCUCAGUUCUCCUCUCCUAAAGGCACCAUUGGCCAAGCCAAUGAGCAAUAGACUUGAUGGUGAGUAGACUAUAACAUGUACGAGGCAAACGUAUGGUUAGACAAAUACAAAGUUAUUGGUAACUGACGUGAGCACAGCAAUAUUAUUAUCAAUCUGCGGUAUCGGAAUAGUGAAUUCAUUCAGAAACAGAUAGCAGUACUAAUUGUUUAUUGCGAUUUCCGGGUGCAAAUAAUAGCUAGGUUUGGGAAGUAGUAAAUCGGGUUAUCACAUGUAUAUAAUGAUGGUCCGCUCGGUUUUUGGAAAGAUAACACUCAACAGCAAUGUAUAUAAACUCCCAACUGCCUCACUUUAGCAGUCAGUGUACUUUAGCAGUUUCUUAUUCACAAUAUCUUGAAGACGGGAAAACUUUUCUAUCAUCUGGAAAAUGAAAAUUCUGGCUGUGUUGAUGUUGGUUGUGGCAUUAAGUGUUGCCAACAGUGCACCUGGACGAUCACUGGGACGAGUAGAUGGUUUACUAAGAGCUCCCAUUACUAUUCCCUUGGAGGGAUCUUCUGCCUCAAAUCAACUCACUGCAAUUUGCCAGCUCAAUUCUGUACGACUGACCUUGGCCGUCACUGACAGUGCCGGUGACCUUGCAGAAUCCAGCAUUGUUGUUGGUGACGAUGCAAACGUGGAAACUUGUGUAACAAAAGGUCUUGGCACAGGCGAAAACCCUUUGACCAUAGAGGUCGGACAUCGUGACUGCGGUGGUGUUUCCGAAGUCCAAACAGGAAACACAGUGUAUAGGUGGACAAUUUACGUCGUCAGCUCUCCCGCAGCUCCAGAGGGUAUAUCGCUUGAGCCGUUGUCUUCCAAGCAUUCCGUUAGUUGCGAAGUUAAAAUCGAAGAUCCACUCCCCGCCACUGGGAAUCAGAAUCCCGGUACCGUUGAUGGAGACGCCGUUGUCGAAAUUAGUCAAGCUGUCAGAAUUAGGCUGGAAAAACUCCCUGGGAGCUCAAACAGAGUGUGGUUGUUCAAGAUUUUUCCAGACGGCGCCGUUCCAACGGGACUUUCCUAUAAGUUGGGAACCUGUACUGCUAAACCUUCAUCCGCAGAGGAGCCUUUGCUAACCCUCAUUGACGAUGGUUGCGUUAGGCCGCGCACCGGUACAACAGGUACAUACGCACCCGCAACGAAAGAAUAUGAACUGACAGUCAGAGCGUUUGCAUUCACCAACGUGGAAGACACUAUCGAUAUAAAGUGCACUGCAGAACUCUGUGGUCCUGGCGAAGAUGAUUUGUGCGAGGGACAAUCUGCGAAUCUGCAAGUUUGCGGGCCGGCUGCUCCUCCUGAAUCAAAGUCUCAAGUGCCUAAUAAACUUGUUCGCCGAGCCAGAUCUGUAAAGCAAUACGUCACCUCCAAUAUUGUUUCUGUAUAAUACCUUUGAACUGCGUCCUAUAACUUUUGACACUGGCUUUAUAGCUGUUCUGCUGAGGGUUUCGCAUAAAUACGAUCGAUUUUCAUGAGUUAGAGAUUGAACGAAGUUCUGAAUAAAACGGCAUUGAAAUUA